UCCUCAAUCUCAGUGUGAGCGUCUUCAGUCUCUGGAGACGGUGCGUAGAGGAGUAGAGUAGCUACCUGGGAUGGGGACGUGCCUUCUAUUCCCUGGAGUUUUCAGGAUCCAAACGGCAAAACUGAAUCUAAUGCUGUACUUGUGGGGAUUUUGUUGUCCUUUCUCACAUUAAAUUAGUCUCGGCAACAAUAUUAUUUUUUUACAAGGCGAUUAGGUAGGGUUUCUGUGGGAUUGAUUGAAACUGACCAUGUAGACCACUCAGCGAAGGAGUAAUCCUAUUUUCAAAGCCAAUCCGACUUGGGGGCUUUGACAUUUAAACUUGUCCUGCGUGGCCUCAGAGGAGUUUGGCACUUUUGAUUUUUGCUCGCCUGCCUACCUUCCUGCCGGAUUACAGAAAUGUCUGAAGAGUCGACAUUGACUGACUCAACGGAAGUUGAGGGAGAGUCCAAAUUGGAAGCGGUCAUACAGAAGCUGGAAGAGAGUGUCCUCUCGGAGGAGAAGCGAUUGACCCUUCAGGGCCCAUCUGACGAGCCCCCGACCUGUCUACCUGUACGCGUACGGGAGAUCGUCACCAAGAACCUAGGCACAGACACCUCGCCGGGAGCGAUGUCCUCACUGAUGUCGCUGCAAGAGGAGAACCGUGUGCUGCAGGGGGAGCUGGGAAGGCUGGAGGACCUCCUGGCACACAGCAGGGCCGACCGAGACGAACUGGCCAUCAAAUACAGCGCCAUCAGUGAACGGCUGGAGCAGGCUCUGCGUCUGGAGACGGGUGAUGGUGGUCAUGACUCCCUGGAGUCGCGCAGCCUGGCGCAGCAGAAUGUGGACCUGCGCAGACGGCUGGAGGAGGAGCAGGCCGCGUACAAACGCAAACUCACCGCCUACCAGGAGGGGCAGCAGAGACAAGCUCAGCUAGUGCAGAAACUACAGGCCAAGGUGCUACAGUACAAGAAGAGAUGUGGAGAGGUGGAGCAGAUCCUUCAGGAGAAGACGUCAGAGCUGGAGCAGCAUAAACUCAACGGCUCGGCCGGCAGCCAUCGUCGGGAUGAUGAGGAGCAGUGCGGUGACUUGGAGAGCACCCUCAUCAGGCUGGAGGAGGAACAGCAGAGGAGCAGCAGCCUGUCGGCGGUGAACUCCAUGUUGAGGGAACAGCUGGAGCAGGCCAGCCUGGCCAAUGAAGCGCUCAGCCAGGACAUACGCAGGCUCACUGUUGAUUGGACCAAAGCCAGAGAGGAGCUGGAGCAGAGGGAGUCUGAUUGGAGGAAAGAGGAAGAGUCUUUCCACAGCUACUACAGCAGUGAGCACAGUCGUCUGCUGCAGUUGUGGAGGCAGGUGGUUGGCUUUCGCAGACACGUCUACGAGCUGAAGAGUGCCACAGAAAGGGACCUGUCAGACAUGCGUAACGAGCUGGCGUGGGCGUCCCACACGGCCCAGUCUUCGUGCGCUGGGCUGACUUCCUCGCUGCAGAGCCGGGAGGACGGCCUGGCAGGGGCUCUGGAGCGAGAGGCCGCCCAGAGGGCACACCUGGAACUGCAGCUCAGAGAGCAGGUCAACGACAUGAUGACACUGCAGGCACGCAGCGACGCAGAGAGGGUCGAGCUCAACGCCAGGCUGGUGGAGGCGGUGAGGGAGGGGGAGAGACUGAAGGUUCAACACGAGGAUAAGGAGCACCAGAUCUGCUCUCUGACCAGGAGACUCGAGGAGCAGAGUGGUCUGGAUGAGUCGGAGAUGCACUCCUUGAGAUCUCAGACUGAGACAAUGAUGGAUGCACUAAGGGACAUUACUCAGACGAUGCUGUCGGAGGUGGACUCUGGGAUGUUGAGUGAGGGGGGUCAGGAGGGGGAGGUGGUCAGCUCGUCUCUGAUGCCGCUGCUCAGGGCCCCGUCCCCUCAGAGGGCCACGUCUCCACGGCGACCCUCCCCCACGUCCCUGCCCGACGCCAGCCUCACGGCCCUGCGCUCACUCGUCAACAGCAGACAACUGCAGCUGCAGGAGACCCGCAGCCGGUUGCAGGCCACGCAGCAGUCCGUGCAGCAGCUCCGGAAACAGCUGACGGAGGCGGAGUCUACGCGGAGAGAGGCGGAGCAACGCAUGAAGGCCCUGCAGUCGGAGAGAGACGACGCCCAGCGCGAGAGAGACGCCGCACAGAGAGAGAGGGAACGCAUGAAGCAGGAGAGGAGUUCACUUAUCAGUGAUAAAGAUGCGGUUGAGAAGGAGCUUCAGGCGACCCAGACCAAGACACAGCUGCUGCAGCUGGAGGCGGAGAAGCUGGGGAUGGCACUAAGCUCCGCCCAGCGGGAGGCGGAGCAUGAGAGGGAGGAGAAGGAAGCAGUGGUGCAGGAGCGGGAGAGAGCCAGGGCAGAGGUGGACAGGAUGCAGCGUCAGUGGGAGCAGAGUGAGAAUCGAGCGUCAGGUCACCGCAUGGAGCUCAGCUCCACCAGGGAGUCCCAUCAGCAGGGCCUGGUGGAGAAGCAGCUACUGGAGGGGGAGAGGAGCCAGCUCACACAGGCACUCACUAAGGCUGAGUCGUCCAAUGCUGAGCUGACUCUGCUGGUGAAUAAGCUUCGCUCUGAGGAGGCGGGCCUUAGAGACUCACUGGCCAAGAUGAGCAGCCUCAACGAGGGCCUGGCACAGGACAAACAGGAACUCAACACCAUCAUCAACCAGCUGGAGGAGGAGAAGAGCCACUUGCUGACCCAGAGGAGGGAGGCGGAGCAGGAGAAACUGACCAUCCGUGACGAGCUGGUGCGCCUAGAGCAGGGCCGAUUGGAGCUCGACACCGCCCGUCUCUCUCUCAGCCAAUCACUGCAGGAGGUGGAGCUGGCCAGGGUUCCGUUGGAGGCGGAGCUGCAGACUCUCAGGGCUGAGAAGACCAAACUGCAGGAGAAAGUCAUACAGUUGUGUGCGGAGGUGAGCACCCUUGAGUCUGCGUUGAGUAUGGCGCGUGGCGAGGGCGAGAGACAGGGCGUGGCUCUGGAGGAGGCUGGGCGGAGCCGGGCGGAGCUGGCUAAGGAGAGGGCGGGGCUAGUCGUCCAGCUGACGGCGUCCGAGAGAGAGAAUGCAUCACUGACAGAGGAACUGGCUGCAUCCAGGUCUGAGAAGGAGAGUCUGGAGACUAGUCUGUUUGAUGUUCAGCAGCAGUUUCUGCAGCUGGAGAAUCGUAAGGAACAGCUAGAGGCCGAAAACCAGAACUUCAAACUGAGGCACGAGAACACUACAGCGGAACUGAAGCGUUUGAGAGCGGAUAAGGACAGCGCUCUGUCCCAGUGUGAGCACGAGAGAGACUCCCUGAAGCAGAGUCUGACAUCAGCGCAGCAGGAGCAUCAGCAGGCGCUGCGCAACGCCCUGGCCAACCACCAGAAGGAGCUAGAGCGACUCGCCACGGAGAAGGAGUCGCUGUUUCGCUCUCGGGAGGAGGAGCUGGACGCUGCGUUAAGGCAGACGAGGCAGGAGUGGGAGGAGCAAACGCGGCGCGCGGCACGAGAGAGGGAGGAGUUUCAGGAGGAAGUGCGGUCACUGCAGCGCGAGCGCGACCAGAGCCUCUUGCACGCCGAGACAGAGAAGCAACAGGCCCUCUCUCUGAAGGAGACGGAGAAGGCGCUACUGUCUGAGCGUGUGACAUCACUGCAGACGGAUCUGAGCUCGGCCAAUCAGGAGAUAGAGAGAGUCACCAGAGAGGCGGCUCUCGCCAAGGAACAGGAGAGGGCCACCGUAGCGAGCAUGAGCAGUGAGCUGGACGAUGUGCGGUCUCGCCUGGAGGAGGCCAAGAGUUCUCACGAGAGGGAGCUGCGCAGACUACAGGACAACUGCGCAGACCGGCUCACCUGCGCAGACACCGCACUCAAGGAGUUGGAGGAGUGUCGUGCGUCGUUGUCUGCGUGUGAGGAGAGUCGUGAUGUGCUGCGUAAAGACCUCCUGGAGUCCGAGCGCCGUCUGAAUGUGGCUCGAGACGCUGGGGAGGGGCAUAGGCGUGACAGCGUGGAACUCAGGCGCUCAUUGACUGACGUCACACGAGAGAGGGACACCCUCAGCCAAUCAAACGCCCAGCUCAGAGAGGCCCUGCGUUCCACUGAGGGAGAGAGGAUCAGUGCCAAGCGUCAGUGUGAGGAGAGGGAGCAGCGCAUGGCUGUGCUGGAGGAGAGCUUGACGUCUGCACAGAAGGAAGUGGCUGAGCUGCGCAGCUGUCUGCGGGAGGUCGAGAGGUCACGCCUGGAGGCCCGACGAGAACUGCAGGAGCUACGCAGACAGGUGAAGGUGCUGGACGGCCAGAAGGAGCAGAGGAGCAGGGAGGUGGCGGAGCUGCACAUGCGCCUCUCCCAGGAGGAGCAGAGGGAGGAGGAGAGGAGCCGGGACGUCUUCACCAUCAAGCAGAAGCUGGCCGAGGCAGAGAGCGCACGCACCUCCAUGAAGAAGGAGUUGGCGGCGCUGCAGCGUCGGUGGGCUGAGCAGGAGAGUGGGUGGCGGGGGUGCGAGCAAGAGCUGUCUGCGCAGCUGCAGGAGGCCCGUGGCAGCGAGAAGAAGGCUGCAGACGAGGCGAGGAACCUCUCGCUACGAGCGCAGUCGGCCAACGAGGCGCAUGCGCAGACCCAGCUGCAGCUUAGCGAAGCACAGGGUCGUCUGGCAGCGACGGAGGCGGAGCUAGCUCGUGCGGAGGCGGGGAGAAGGGAGCUGGAGUUCCGCAUGAGCAGUCUGCAGUCGGCAUUGACACGUACGCUGGGCAUCGGAUCCAGCGGAGGUCGUUCCAGCAGUAGGGGCCGUAGCCCUGCGGGGUGCAGCAGUGCAGGCGUGUCACCAGGAGUCUCACCUGGCACCAGCAUGAACCUCUUCAGGAACCGCAGCUCCUCUCCUCUCAGAGGCUCCAUGUCGCCACCUAAAGAGUCGACCCGUGAGUUGACCCCAGACAACAGUGUGUGUUCGCGGCCGCUGUCCCCUGAGAGAGGUGACACCCCCCUGCCCAUCGCCCCCCCGGACCUCGACCCCGACGCCCUGCGAUCCGGACUCCGAGAGUUCAUACAGGAGCUCCGUGAAGCACAGAGAGACAGGGACGAGGCUCGUGGUCAGCUGGGUGUGAUCCAGAGAGAGCUGGAGGAGGUCAGUGCUGAGAGAGACUCCGCACAGAGUCGCCUCACACAGCUGCACACCUCACUACAGGAGAGCCAAGAAGGUAAGCGUGACAUGGAUGGCAAGCUGAGCUCCACUCAGGCGUUGCUUCAACAGCAAGAGGAGGCGGUGAGGAGAGGGGAGCGAGAGAGACGCACCCUCACUGAACGCAUCAGGGAACUGGAGAGAAAUAUACACAAUGCAGACACAGAGAGGAAACACACACAGGACCAGCUGAGUAAGCUGCGUGCGGGGGAGGCGCGUCUGGAGGCCGAGCGCCGGCGUCUCAGGGAGGCCCUGGAGGCAGCGGAGACACGGGCCACUCGCCUGGAGCUGGGGAGGCGCAGCCUGGAGGGGGAGGUGCAGCGCAUGAGGCUCAGCGCCGCCGAGAAGGAGGCCGAGACCUUGGCCACACAGGAGAGACACGAUGGGCUAGUUAAACAGGUAGCGGAGUCGGAGGCGCGCGUCUCCUCUCUGCAGCGUGAGGUGGAGCGUCUGUCCCAGCUGCUGUCCCGGGCCCAGGAGGGGGAGAGCAGCCAGAAGGAGCGCGUCCAGAGUCUGGCCCACAGCCUGCAGGAGGCCACCACCGCACACAGCGCCACCCAGGGGAGACUCACCGCACUGCAGAAGAGCCUGGGACUGGCAGAGACCGAGCGCAGGCAACUACAGGAGCGUAUGGAUACGGCGCGUUCGUCUCUGUCGGACAGCAAGAGGAAUGUGGCGGCCCUCACUGAGCGUGUACAAUGCCUUCAGUCGGAGCUCAGCCAAUCAGAACUGAGACGCACAGAACUAGAGACAGAACUCUCCAACACGCAAGAGGCUCUGCGCCUGCGUCUGGCCAGCCUAUCUGAGGCGCAGCGUAGUGCCCAGUCGGCCCAGAAUGAGCGUAGCGGCCUGGAGGAGAGACUCCGCAGCCUGCAGAGGGCGCUGGCGGUGCUGGAGACGGAGAAGAGGGACGCCGAGAGGCAGGCGGUCCGACUGGAGAAGGACAGGAACGCGCUGAGGAACACACUAGACAAGGUGGAGCGUGAGAAGCUGAAGUCGGAGGAGGGCAGCAUGCGCCUGUGUGCGGAGAAGGGCCGUCUGGAUCGCUCCCUAAACACGGCAGAGCAGGAGCUGCAGGAGGCACAGAGGCAGAUCACACUACUGCAGGCCCAGGUGAAUGAGCUGGAGCAGAGACCUGGCCCAGGCGAUGCCUUCGUGCGGCAGAAAGAGGAAGCCCAGAGGGAAGCGGAGAGACUCAGGCAGGCCAACAGGGAUGCGGAGAGGACACUGGCAUCCAGAGAGAGAGCACACCGCCAACGCAUUAAAGGACUGGAGGAACAGGUGUCCACCUUGAAGGAGCAGCUGCAGUAUGAGAUACGCAGGAGGCAUUCAUCCUUCACGCCCUCAACUGGCACCAGCUGAGGAGGAGGAUGAGGAGAGGGGGAGGAGGAUGAGGAUGAGGAGAGGAGAGGAGGAGCAGAGUAGGAGGAGAGGAACUGAGAGGCAUUCCUUCACCUGGGACCAACUGAGCUAGGGGAGAGGAGAGAAGAGGAGGAGGAGAGAGGAGAGGGGAAGAGAGAAGGAGAGGAGAGGAGAGAGGAGAGCGGCGCGCCGUCUUGAAGGACACUGAGAGGCAAGACUGGCACGUGUGUGUACUAGACCAGCACAGAGAGGGACACUGCAGCACUAUACCAGAGAUUCUUUAAGUAUCUCUCUACUCUCUCUGACUAUACUGUACUCAAAGGAUUUACCCAGACGUGAUGAUUCCUACUUCAGAUAGUUAAAAACGUCUGUGCACCAUACCAGCAGAAUGAAACUAUUUGAUACUCAGGUAUUUCUGGAAAAAGCUAGUUGAAUAAUUGAGUUAUACCUUUCUCCUAUACUUCCGGACGUUCUUUAAGUCUGGCAUUGCAGAAUUUUAAGUUAGCACAGAUAAUUGAAUCGCCCAUUCCCAUACGAUUCAAUGAGAACUGUUGGCCUGGAAUCAAAGCUAAUAUCACCAGACUCAAGACAGUGCCUUCAUUGAUUAGCUCACCUACCUAUAUUCAGACACAUGGAACAAAUGAUGCAAAAUGCUAUAAAAUCCAUUAAAUACAAUUUUCAUAAAUAUUUGUUGGAUUUUAAGGUAGCAUCUGGAGAAUUAGAACUGGAUUAAUGAUAUGUCAUAUUUCAUAUAUCAUAUCUGAUAAGAGAUUCAAACAUUAACACACUGAUUUUAACUAUCAUAGAAAAAGCCAAUAAAACACUUAAUUUGUUAAUAUUUUUUGAAAAUGUCUGCAUAGCAGUUUGGAAGAGAGUUUUUCAAGCAUGUGGUAAGACUUUUUAGGUGCUCCAAGUGAAGGCCAGUUGCUUACAGCUAAUGUCCCUUGACUUCCAUGAACUGGAUAAAUACGAAUCUCCAUUGACAUCCUGCCAUAUACGUAUGUGUCAUCCAAUCUCUUUCUGAACAGGCUGAUUUGUUUGAAUACAUGCAAUGAGAAUCAGACAUGUACAGUAGAUGAGCUAAUUGGUGAAAUAACUGUGAUGCAGUGAAUGCUCAGGCAUAAGGAAGUGGAGAAGACGCGCUCACACUAUCGCCUAAAUAGGCUACUUAACAAUUCUUAACUGGGUGCUGAAUCCCACAAAAACUUGAAUGAAUAAAUGAAGCGAAGGACAGCACUUCAGAUUUCUUCUUUGUUUAUUCACCCACGUGGGCGAAUAAACAAAGAAGAAAUCUGAAGAGUGCUGUCCUUCGCUUCAUUUAUUCAGGCAUAAGGAAGACCAUCCAGGACUUUUUGCUUUCUGAAUCUGGAAUCAUCACCUCUGUUCCACUCUUAUUUUGUAUGACCAAAACUGAUAGUAAAUGAGGUGAAAACAUUUUACACUUGUGUAUGGAGCCAAGCAGAACAAUGAUACUGGGUGCUGAAUAACGAUAAUGUUGUUUGAAAACUUGAAUUUCAGGUAGCUAUAGACUAGCAUACUCCACUAACUGAACUGUAAUGUGUGCAAGAAGGGACCACUUGAUAGUUGUACUGUACAUUAUUUGUCUUGUGUGUUGCAAUACCGAGUGCUUUUACAAGGGAAUUGGUGUCCUGUCUAGGCCCUCUGGCAACAUUUAUCUGAGUCUGAAUCUUGACAGUUGGCUGCACAAAAUAUGCACGUUUUGAUGAUGGCAUAAAAAAAAAAAACACGAUGCAAUUGGAAUACUAGUUUUAAAAUAUAUAAACAUGGAUAAUAAUAUACAGGGCCCUCAUGUACAAAGACUUCCUACUGAAUCUUUGCGUAAGUAAAAAUCUGGAAGAAAAAAAUGCAUUUGCGCCUGAAAAUCUUAAAUCUCUCAGUCCAUGCAUAAACAGGCAUUCCUGCUGAUUCAUGUUGUAUGUCUGAUUUCACAUGAAAUUUUGUACAUGUACUUUUUCAUGAUAAAUCAGUAUUAGAACAUCUGAAAAUGUUCGUGGAAAGUUACUAACGGAGCUUUUCUGUGCUUAAGUAAGUUUUGCACAUGAGGCCCCAGGGCUUAAUGUAAACACCUUAACCCACAGAAGAUCAAAGCCAGGAUGAGCCUCAGCUUUGGGACACUUAAUCUCCUGUAAACGCUCAGUGUCAAACCAUGCCACUAUCACAGCGCAUAUUAGCUAUAAUGUAUAGCAUUCUGCACUAACACUCACUAAUAUAUUACUUUUUUCAUGUUUACACCUCGUCCAAAUACUAACGAUUGUAUUUACGCUAACAUCAAAUUACAUUCCAGCAGAGAUUUUAAAGGGACUGUUUAUGGAGUAAAGGACGAAAUGACCAAAUAAAUGUUAUGAUUUUUUUUUUUUACAUGUGUCUGCUUCUGUUUGUACUACUGAACCUACACGCUUACACUAGAGCACGUUCCACACGUUAAAAGUAGUUCCACAUUUUCAUGACCUUUUCUCUAGACGUUUCUUAGCUAGGACUACACCAAAGGCAACUGAGACGCCACACACAGUUGUGGAAAAAAACAAGUAACAUUUAUAUUUUUAUGAAGCAGUAGUACAAGAAACAGCAUGUUCGCUGCAUUCCCCAAGCACAACUUAGUCUUCUCUCUGUGUAUUACACAACUUCUAGUCUCUCUCCAUUCUUCAAGUCUGAUGUUGUGAGCUAGUGGUAGUGGAGGUUGGGAUGGGAGACAAACAGGAAUAUGAGGAAGUUUUGCUGAUCGAUGGCUGAUUAGUGCUUGGUCAGAAUGCUUUGCCGGUGCCUCAUUGGCUGAGGUCUGUGCACAGUGGCCUUUGAUAGGCCGGGUGAUGGUCACUACUGGCACUCUGCUUUCCACCACAAAUACAG
This is a messenger RNA of Engraulis encrasicolus (European anchovy), 9372 nucleotides long. Its product is annotated as rootletin-like. Lineage: Eukaryota; Metazoa; Chordata; Actinopteri; Clupeiformes; Engraulidae. The transcript is spliced from 39 exons. Bases 397 to 6504 code for a protein of 2035 amino acids. The record is from RefSeq and is a predicted model, not a curated record.